AUGAAAACGAUUGGAUAAAGCUCUAAGUUCUGUGAUUUGAUUGGAUACUCAUGUAAACACACCGAGCUGUUAACUUGGACUCGGGCCGUGAUGGAUCGUAUCUUUUCAAAGAUGUCGGCUUUAAAUUGUUGUUUUAUCUCGAACGACUUCAUUUGAAGUGUGUACUUGAGAUUAGUCAGGAAAAUUAUAACCUACAAACCUACAUAGACAUCAGUUUAUGUGGUCACGUGAUUACAAGUAUGGCAGCGAUUAAUGUCGAUGUUGAACUAGCAAAGAAGUUGAAAAAGGAUAUAGAAGAAGAAUUAGAUGCACUGAGAAAUUCUGUUUUCUUGUUAAGCCAACAUGUUGAUAGUGAUGGUAAUCUCCUUGAGCAUAAUCCAACAGGUGGUGAAAAUGUUCAGACUAUACUUCAAAAUGUUGACCACCAAAACCAGAACAUGUCAGAUUUGUUAAAACGUUCUUACGCCAUAUUGGAGAGUCUUAUAAAGUACCUAACCGAACAGUUAAAAAAAUGGCAAGCACAGUUUCAGCUGUUUUAUGCCAGGCUUGCUGAUUCACCAGACCUUAAAAGCAUUGCUCAACGUUGUGGGGAAACUGGUCAGAUCCUGCAUCAGUUACUUGCUAAAGAUUUUGAAGGAUGGAAGGAGAUUUUGACAACUUUUGAAGUCCCCCAGUUUAAACAAGAUUAUGAAACACAUUUGUCAGCCUACCAGAAACUAUGGGCAGUCUUUUUGCAAAGAACAUUUGUUGUAACCGAACAAGAGGAAUUCUGUAUACGGAAAAUGAAGAAACAUUUCCCAGCGUUCUGUAUAAGGGCUUUGGCUGCUGACUACAUGCAUGACAGUGUAGGGGAAGUAACUCCUUAUUUGGUAUCUGAAGUAAACCUGAGGCAAUGUGUAGAUAGUAAUGGUCUGAAAUUUGAAGAAUUGGCAAGGAAACAAAUAAGAGUAAAGAAUGUGCUUGCUUCCAAAAAGCGGAAUUCUCCUGAGAAGUUUGAAAUUGCAUCUCGGAAAGAAACAAAUAGAAUGGAAUGUGUUUGCAAAAAUCUAACGUUUGAAGAAACCUUCAAGAGACAACAGAACAAGGAAGUUAAAGUGCACGAGGAAAAGUUCAGGGUCGUUUUUAUUACGCAGUUGGAAUCACAAACGAUUUGGACAAUGUCCUUGCCCCUGGUGGUGAUAACUGCAUCAAACCAAGAAGUUAACAGUUUAGCUUCUAUCAUGUGGCAAUGUUUUUCAACAAAUGUUUUUUCCAUACACGAGAUGACUCCAACAGAAUUGAAGUGGUCAUUAGUUGCCGAGAUGCUGAAGAUGAAGUUCUCUAUGAUUUCUAAGUCACACAACCUCACCGAUAACAACAUUAAACACCUUAAAAGACAGCUAUUUGGUGAUCAAAAUAAACCUGAUGAUGAGCUGGUGUCGUUGUCCCAGUUUUGUUGUGACCCAACAGGACGCAAGAUGAAGGAUUACUCCCUCGACGGGGAGAAAAAGGAUAAAAAGGAUAAAUAUCCAAAACAUGUACCUUACUCCUUCUGGAAAUGGUUUCUUGGAGUUUUCAACGUCAUUGAGGAGUUUCUAUUGAAAUAUUGGAAUGACGGGUUAAUAAUGGGGUUUGAACAUCGGCAAAUCGUGCAUAGGAUGCUGUCAAAAUGCAAGGAAAGUGGAACAUUUAUUCUCCGCUUUUCUGAUACGGAGAUAAGAGACAGAGACGGCGUGAAAAAUGUAUAUGGUCGACUUAAAGCAUCAGUAUUUUGUAUCAAAUUUUCUAAAUCAAGAGAAGCGGCAAAAAGAAACAGUGUGGGCCAGCCCGAUUUCAGCACAGAAAAAGUGGUAGAGGAUCUCGAUUUAAGUGACCCGCCGGAAUAUUUGGCGAAUAUUUUGAAAGACGAGAAAAAACUUUUAUACUGCUUUUUGUAUCCUGGUGGUAAAAGUCGACAGGAACUCUUUGACAAGUACUAUAAAAAUAAAGGCAAGCAGGAAAUCAAUGGCGAUGAUUUUGGUUAUAAGAAACCAUCAGAUGUGGAACUGUCAGUGCCUGACUUGGAAAAAGCAGUUAGGCAAAUCAACCUUAUUGCUGGUGCCCCCUCACAAGCUGACACGGAAACAAACUCACCUGGAUCAAGAGUCGUAAAGAAAGCAAGGCGAAAACAUGAAAACAACAAUUUUGGACAAAGUUUAGAUAGUCCCUCGAAUAUGUCCGAGGAUAGCGAAUGCCCUUAUGAUUCGGAACGGAAGGAAUACACAUCUCAAAUCUCGGGCAAUUCUUCAAUUAGUCCAAGCUAUAUGGAACAGAGUCCAGAGCAAUCGGUACCCAAUUUUUCCUUUUCACCAUCUCACGGAAAUGAUGUAAAUGGGGACUCUGUUGUUCCAUAUUCACCUGAAAGUUAUUUAAUGAAAAGUAGUGCAGAAGAUGCGUUUGCGUCAGGUGCAAAGAAUGCCGCACUAUAUUACCAUGAAGAUCAGGCAAGUAAGGCGGGAAUUGCAUCAUAUCAAGGCAUAAACCAAUCUGUAAAUGAUUUUAAUCUGUCAAUGGGCGGGGCCAGUACACCAGAAAGACUUGAUCCACAGUUGACUGGCUUUGAUCUCUUACUUACCGGAUCGGGGACAGAUGUCAGAUCCAAUGAAAACACAAACGUAUUAGAACAUGAAUCAGAAUGGAACGAAUUUCAAACUACACAGCUUCUGGAAAGUAAUUCAACACUUCAAUUAUCGACCAUGAAAGAUCUAAGAGAGACAUUAACACCCCAGCGAUACAGAAGUGUCCUACUCUGGUCACAGAAUGGUUGUGAAUCGGCACCGACUAAUCCAAAUCAGAUUACGUUUUCAGAAGAAAGUACCAACUAUCCUACUAAUAAUAAUGAAGAGGAUUUUAUGUCUGGCAACUCAUUGGAAGAUUUAGGAUUUGACCUUGAGCAGAAUAUGUCGCACGAAGACCAGAUCCCUGAUCUUCAAGACAUCGAGGACUUGCUCAGUUUGGAAAGUGACGUAUUAAACAUGUGAAAAGCUUACACAACUUUGCCAUCGUGUAUUUCCUUGUGUCAUAUGUAGAAUUUGUGAUCGCUUUCCGCAUUCUUCCGACGGCAAAAGUCUUAACAGUCAUGCGAACUUCGCCGAUAUUGGUUCGAAUCGUGAUCGUGUGUUAUAUUAUAUUCCUGUGAGGAAGCUUUCAAGUUGGAGUGCAUGAGCUCUAUGACUUAUCUGAAAAAUAUGUUGCCAGCACGAUGUCAGAAGAUGCCUGGGAACAGAGACUGAAUGUUUGAAACUGCUAUUUUUGUUUUAAAGAUGGAUUGACAUGAAAUAUGAACAUCAACUUUCAUAUUUUGCAACAAAAGCACCAUUGUGAAUUAUACUUUAGUUAUUUUCAUUCUGGUGUGUCGAUUAUCAGUCAAUUCAUGAUGUUUAGUUUUCAGUACACAUUUAACUCUGAUGAUUUUUUGCAACUCUUGGUGCAUCUAUGUUCAUUAACUUUUGAUACUGCUCUUUACCUUUACCUUUGAUGCGUUGUGAAUUCUAUAUGAUUGGUUUUGUACUAUUUUAUAAUUGAUGUUUUGAAGUGACAUUAUGCCCAUCAAAGUGUAAAUAGUGAAUUUAGACUUUGGCAUAAUUAUUUUCAAUUUUUAGCUCACCUGUCACAAAGUGAAAGGGUGAGCUUUUGUGAUCGCUUUUCGUCCGGCGUCCGUCCGUCCGUCGUCCGUCCGUAAACUUUUACUUUAAAUGACAUCUCCUCAUAAACCACUAAGCUAAUUUCAUCCAAACUUCACAGGAAUGUCCCUUUGGUGGUCACCUUUAAAAAUUGUUCAAAGAAUUUAAUUCCAUGCAGAACUCUGGUUGCCAUGGCAACCGAAAGUAAAAACUUUAAGUAUCUUCUUUUAAAAAACCAUAAGAGCUAGAGCGUAAAUAUUUGGCAUGAAACAUCUUCUAGUGAGUGUUUACCAAGUUUGUUCAAAUAAAAGCCCUGGGGUCAAAAUUGGCCCCGCCCCAGGGUGUCAUUGAUUUUCCCUAUAUGCAUAUAGUAAAAACUUAAAAAAUCUUCUUUUAAAGAACUCAAAGAGCUAGAGCUAAGAUAUUUAGCAUGAAACAUGUUCUAAUGGGUUUCUACCAAAUUUGUUCAAAUAAAAGCCCUAGGGUCAAAAUUGGCCCCGCCCCGAGGGUCAUUGAAUUUCCUUAUAUGUGUAUAAAAAAUCUUCUUUGAAAAAACCCAAAUAGCUAGAGUUUAGAUAUUAAGCAUGAAACAUCUUCUAGUGAGUGUCUACAAAGUUUGUUCAAAUAAAAGCCCUGGGGUCAAAAUUGGCCCCGCCCCGGUCAUUGAUUUUCCUUAUAUGUGUAUUGCAAAAACUUAAAAAUCUUCUUGGAAAAAACCCAAAUAGCUUGAGUUUAGAUAUAAAGUAUGAAACAUCUUCUAGUUAGUGUCUACCAAGUUUGUUCAAAUAUUAGCCCUGGGGUCAAAACUGGCCCCACCCCAGGGGUGUCAUUGUUUUUAAAUAUAUGUGUAUAGUAAAACUUAAAAAAAUCUUCUUUUAAAAAACCCAAUGAGCUAGAACUUAGAUGUUUAGCAUGAAACAUCUUCUUAUGGGUGUCUACCAAGUUUGUCCAAAAAUUGGCCCUGCCGGGGGGGGGAGAGGAAGGGGCCUAUAUACAGGUGAGCGACCUAAGGGCCAUCAUGGCCCUCUUGUUAAUCUAGUUAACCUGUAUAAUCAAUAACUCACGCGCCUCACUGUAAAUUCUUAUAAAAAUCCUUCGGACUGUGUCGUUGAUGUUUAAUUGAUAAAAAGAGUGGGGUAGUUUGUUUUAUACUUUAGGCAGUUGUUUUAUAUACUAAACACUUCUCAUUUUCAAUAAUUGGUCAAUGGCAAUAAGAAUAGUCAAUCUUUUAAAAUAGAUGUAUAUAGUCAAAUCAGCUCAACAUCACAUUAAAACAAGAGCUGACGGUAGGACAUGCUACGGUAGGACAUGCUCGACUAUUCUUAGUGCUUGAUAAUGUAAAAAAUUCAACUUCACAAAAGGGCCAUUUUCCCCCUUUAAAUCCAUGUUAGUUAUAGGACUUGAAGAGUGUCCUAUAAUGCUCUCAAAGAAGUGUAUAGAAUUUCAACUUGUUUCAAAGCCAGAUGUCAAUUGAAUAUGAAAAUAUCUGAGGUGGUAUGCACACUUUAAUGUUAAUUCGAUCUAAGUCGAAAAGGGGCCAUAAUUAUUUUGUCAAAAUGUUUGAUAGAGUUACCUCGCUCUGUCUACAGGUUGGGGUCAUGAUGGUGAACAAGUGUGCAAAGUUUUAAAGCCAUAUGUCAUUGGACUUUGAAAAUAUUUGAGGUGUUACAAAAACUUUAACAUAAGUGGUUACGCCGACACCGACGCCGACGCUCGGGUGACUACAAUAGCUCUACUUAUUCUUAUCGGAUAGACGAGCUAAAAUGAUAAUGUUGUCACUUUAAUUUUGAUACGUAAAUUUUCAGUCCAUACUUUUUAUGUUUUAAAAGCUAUAUUUUUGUAAAUGGUGCCAUUUGUAUGUGAUAUUCUUUGAGACAAUUGUGUCGUGGUGUUAAAUCGUUGUUAAAUGUCGGAUCCAAAUGUUGACCAUUUUGUUUGAUUCGAGAAUCAUUAAAAAUAAAUCAUGAAAAAAUC
Ruditapes philippinarum (Manila clam) is the source of this 5615-nucleotide messenger RNA. RefSeq names its product signal transducer and activator of transcription 5A-like. Gene Ontology annotation, molecular function: RNA polymerase II cis-regulatory region sequence-specific DNA binding; DNA-binding transcription factor activity, RNA polymerase II-specific. Gene Ontology annotation, biological process: cell surface receptor signaling pathway via JAK-STAT; regulation of transcription by RNA polymerase II; defense response. The transcript has 19 exons. Lineage: Eukaryota; Metazoa; Mollusca; Bivalvia; Venerida; Veneridae. The coding region runs from base 240 to 2999 and encodes 919 amino acids. The record is from RefSeq and is a predicted model, not a curated record.